This is a messenger RNA of Oikopleura dioica, 1449 nucleotides long. The record is from the annotation of a GenBank genome assembly. NCBI's taxonomy places the organism in Eukaryota, Metazoa, Chordata, Appendicularia, Copelata, Oikopleuridae.
AUGUUUGACUACAAUCCGAGUACGCAAGAUCUCUAUAAUUACAGAAAACAGAGCGACGAAUCGAGUUUAAAUAUUCUGGAAUACGAAAUUAUAGAGCCGUCAAAGCUGAGACCGUGGUCGAGGAAAAUACCCGAUAUCUUUGCAACGAAGAAAAACGAGCAUGAAAAUUGUGAGUGCGGAAAAGAACGCUUUACCGGCCAUCGAUCAGAAGUUCAUCUUCAUGAUCACAGAUUAUGGGAGCGAGACAACUUCUUUCAAAUUGCUAAACCAGCUGUUUUAAUGACGCCUUCAAAUUUGCCAGUUGAAUUCGUCUCAAGUGGAUAUAAAGUCCAGCCGUUUGAAUCAGUAAAAUUAAAAAUCAAAAUCACUGAUUCUCCAACAAAAGAAAUAAACGCCAAGUUUUCAUCCUAUUUUGGCAUCAUCGACUGCCCUCUCUUCUCGACAUUCGAAAUUCAAGACGAGCAUCAUUCCACCUUCAAUCAGAAAAUCACUGUUGAAGAUUUUAACGCGAAACUUCAAGAAACAAAAUACAUUCCGCAAAUCUACGACGGCAGAAAGCUAGAAGACAUUGUUACUUUAGAAGUGACUGGAGAGGUCAGCUUCAAGAUUCGAUUUCCAGUGACGAUUGAAAGAACAAAAAUACCUGUUCUCACUCAGCGAAAAACAGAGGCCAUCAUUGAUAGAGUUACUGUGAUCACAAAAACUUAUCUCCGCUACCCUUGCCUAAAAAGGCUAAUCGAGUCGAUCGGUCAGUUUUAUCCGGGGAUCACUGUAAUCGUGGCCGACGACAAUCCCGACAGCAAGUUCGAGCAGAUCAGGAGUUCGUCAACAAACGUGAAACAAUACAAAAUGCCAGAAAAAGAAGGCUGGUUUGCAGGAAGGGCACUAGCGCAAAGCCAAGUGCGCACUCAAUUCUAUCUCUGGGUUGACGACGACUUCGUCUUUUCGAAAGAAACAGACUUGAAAUAUAUGGUUUAUGUUGCUGAAAGCACAGGUUUCGACAUUAUUGGUGGCGCGUUAGACAAUCAUGUCCGAGGUGGCUGGGCGAAAGAAGACUUUAUCGACAUACGAUCAGGAAACGAUGGUUACUGUUUUCGCCGAAAAAGAUACAGAAACUUCGACUUACCUGGCUUUGAGCAGGAAUGCCAGGUUGUCGAUGUUAUUGAAAACUUUUUCCUUGCUCGCACAAAUACUGUUGGAAAAAUUCGCUUCGACCCAGAAUUCGAAAAUAAAGGACAUCGUGAGUUCUUUAUCGAUGCUAUUGGAGAGUUACGAGUAGCCUGGUGCAGCAAACCCCUGAUUCUGCAUAAAAAUAAUUGUGUUCCCAGUGAGAACAAAGAAGUUUACACAAGUGAUCGCUUUGGAAAGAACAUUAAAGAUUUCAACUCUCGAAUCGCCGAAAUGUGGUACCAACGAAGCCACAUCAAAUGCUCCAGCGAAGUGUACUAG